CCGCUCUACUUCCCCACACUGGGAACCACACGCUUUCCGUGGAGCUGUCAUUUGGGAACCGAUACGGUCCACAGCCCUGUGUCCUCCAAAUACUGUAAAGCACCCUCUCCAGAUUCCUUGAAGGUCAUUUUAUAUUACACACUGGUCCACAUACGACACCAGAGUCACCACUUCCACCCGCCAAAGCGCGCUUAGAUCGGCCGCCACUUCCCUUGGUACAAGCGAAACAGGAGCCGCGCCGAGGCUGAAGGAGAGGACGGAAGCAGGAAUGACAGUCAAUGCUGUCACCUCUAUUUUGAGCAUAAGAGAUCUUUUUAAGCUCCGUUUUUUGUGUGGCUAAGUAUCGAAGAUAAGGCGGUUUCGACGGGCCUUGGUUAGAAACGGCCUCCUUGGCCACUGAGUACACCAAAGUCGGUGGCAGCACCAGACGCCAAGGGCGGGGCCGCUGCCUGGAGGGACUAGUUGGCGCGCGGCGGCCCGGCGUGGUGACGUCAGGGCGGAAGCGCACACGGCGUGAAGCGGCUGAGAACCCGGCGGUCACGGGAAUAUCCGUCGCGCCGAGAACGCUGGUUAGUUAGUCUCGUUUCGGGUUCCGGCUGCGUUGGGCUUGCGUGCAGCUCGCUAAGACUAUGGCGUCCGGGCCUCACCCGACAGCUACUGCUGCCGCCGCCGCCGCUUCGUCAGCUGUCCCAAGCGCGGGCGGCUCCAGCUCCGGGACCACUACCACGACGACGACCACGACGGGAGGGAUCCUGAUCGGCGACCGCCUGUACUCGGAAGUUUCACUCACCAUCGACCACUCUCUGAUUCCGGAGGAGAGGCUCUCGCCCACCCCGUCCAUGCAGGACGGGCUCGACCUGCCCAGCGAGACAGACUUGCGCAUCCUGGGCUGCGAGCUCAUCCAGGCCGCCGGCAUUCUCCUCCGGCUGCCGCAGGUGGCGAUGGCAACGGGGCAGGUGUUGUUUCAUCGUUUUUUCUAUUCCAAGUCUUUCGUCAAACACAGUUUCGAGAUUGUUGCUAUGGCUUGUAUUAAUCUUGCAUCAAAAAUCGAAGAAGCACCUAGAAGAAUAAGAGAUGUGAUUAAUGUAUUCCACCACCUGCGCCAGUUAAGAGGAAAAAGGACUCCAAGCCCCCUGAUCCUUGAUCAGAACUACAUUAACACCAAAAAUCAAGUUAUCAAAGCAGAGAGGAGGGUGCUAAAGGAGUUGGGAUUUUGUGUUCAUGUCAAGCAUCCUCAUAAGAUCAUUGUUAUGUAUUUACAAGUCUUAGAAUGUGAACGUAAUCAAACCCUGGUUCAAACUGCCUGGAAUUACAUGAACGACAGUCUUCGAACCAAUGUGUUUGUUCGAUUUCAACCAGAGACUAUAGCAUGUGCUUGCAUCUACCUUGCAGCUAGAGCACUUCAGAUUCCAUUGCCAACUCGUCCCCAUUGGUUUCUUCUUUUUGGUACUACAGAAGAGGAAAUCCAGGAUAUCUGCAUAGAAACGCUUAGGCUUUAUACCAGAAAAAAGCCAAACUAUGAAUUAUUGGAAAAAGAAGUAGAAAAAAGAAAAGUAGCCCUACAAGAAGCCAAAUUAAAAGCAAAGGGAUUGAAUCCUGAUGGAACUCCAGCCCUUUCAACCCUUGGUGGAUUUUCUCCAGCCUCCAAGCCAUCAUCACCAAGAGAAAUAAAAGCCGAAGAGAAAUCACCAAUCUCCAUUAAUGUGAAGACAGUCAAAAAAGAACCUGAGGAUAGACAGCAGGCUUCCAAAAGCCCUUACAAUGGUGUAAGAAAAGACAGCAAGAGAAGUAGAAAUAGCAGAAGUGCAAGUCGAUCAAGGUCAAGAACACGAUCUCGCUCUAGAUCACAUACUCCAAGAAGACACUAUAAUAAUAGGCGGAGUCGAUCUGGAACAUACAGCUCAAGAUCAAGAAGCAGGUCCCGCAGUCACAGUGAAAGCCCUCGAAGACAUCAUAAUCAUGGUUCUCCUCACCUUAAGGCCAAGCAUACCAGAGAUGAUUUAAAAAGUUCAAACAGACAUGGUCAUAAAAGGAAAAAAUCUCGUUCUCGAUCUCAGAGCAAGUCUCGGGAUCACUCAGAUGCAGCCAAGAAACACAGGCAUGAAAGGGGACAUCAUAGGGACAGGCGUGAACGAUCUCGCUCCUUUGAGAGGUCCCAUAAAAGCAAGCACCACGGUGGCAGUCGCUCAGGACAUGGCAGGCACAGGCGCUGACUUCCUCUUCCUUUGAGCCUGCAUCAAUUCUUGGUUUUGGCUAUCUACAGUGUGAUGUAUGGACUCAAUCAAAACAUAAACUGCAAACUGAUUAGGAUUUGAUUUCUUGAAACCCUCUAGGUCUCUAGAACACUGAGGACAUUUUCUGUUGAAAAGAACUAUGUUAAUUUUUUUGCACAUUAAAAUGCCCUAGCAGUAUCUAAUUAAAAACCAUGGUCAGGUUCAAUUGUACUUUAUUAUAGUUGUGUAUCGUUUAUUGCUAUAAGAACUGGAGCGUGAAUUCUGUAAAAAUGUAUCUUAUUUUUAUACAGAUAAAAUUGCAGACACUGUUCUAUUUAAGUGGUUAUUUGUUUAAAUGAUGGUGAAUACUUUCUUAACACUGGUUUGUCUGCAUGUGUAAAGAUUUUUACAAGGAAAUAAAAUACAAAUCUUGUUUUUUCUAAACUGCUUCAAAUAUCUUAUUUAAAUAAAUUAUUAAAAAGCAAAACGUUAAUAGCAAAA
Saimiri boliviensis boliviensis (Bolivian squirrel monkey) is the source of this 2714-nucleotide messenger RNA. RefSeq names its product cyclin L1 (gene CCNL1). Gene Ontology annotation, biological process: regulation of transcription by RNA polymerase II. Gene Ontology annotation, molecular function: cyclin-dependent protein serine/threonine kinase regulator activity. The record is from RefSeq and is a predicted model, not a curated record. NCBI's taxonomy places the organism in Eukaryota, Metazoa, Chordata, Mammalia, Primates, Cebidae.